AUGGCUCAGCGAUCAAGACCGAGGCAAACGCGGGCGAACCAGACGGCGAUGGACCCCAAUGUCAAGCGCAAGCAACCCCCGCCGAAACGGGUCAAACGGGAGCGCAUCAUCGAGGGCACGCCCGAGAGUGAGGCAUUGCGGGGCGGUCUUCCAGACCUCUUGUUGCCCAAUUUGCGAGUUUUGAUCAUUGGCAUCAAUCCAGGCGUCUGGUCAGCUGCUCGUGGCCACCAUUAUGCAGCUGGCGUGGAGCUGGGCUGGCAAACUGACAUGUCUUGUGGCCAAUAUGGGAUUGGGUUUACCAACUCGGUUGCGCGCACGACUCGCGGGCAGAUGGACCUGGACAAGUCGGAAAUUGAGGACGGCGUGGCGCGUCUGAGGCAACUCAUUCAAGAAUAUCAACCUGCCAUUGCAGCGUUUAAUGGGAAAGGCGUCAGCGAAAUCUUUUUUAAGCGUCAGUUUUCGCGCAAGGUCACGACGCUCGGACUUCAGCAGGAGACCAUUGGGGAAACGCGCCUUUAUAUCAUGCCGUCGACCUCGCCGCGCGGCGCCACAAGACCCAGGUGGCAAGACAAGCUGCCUUUCUUUCGGGAACUGGCAGCUCUGGCAAAACCAGCCAUCAAAGCAGAUGAGGGUGAUUCUGUCGCAUUGCCCGCACAACCCACCACAGUGACGGUCAAGGCUGAACCAACCGAGGCCUCCGAACCGGCCAAGCCAAAGUAG
Molecule: messenger RNA, 720 nt
Organism: Monosiga brevicollis MX1
Lineage: Eukaryota; Choanoflagellata; Craspedida; Salpingoecidae
Exons: 7
Coding region: 1-720 (239 amino acids)
Biological process (GO): base-excision repair, AP site formation
Cellular component (GO): nucleus
Molecular function (GO): mismatch base pair DNA N-glycosylase activity
Source: RefSeq, a predicted model, not a curated record